Seriola dumerili (greater amberjack) is the source of this 1801-nucleotide messenger RNA. RefSeq names its product Ral GEF with PH domain and SH3 binding motif 1 (gene ralgps1). NCBI's taxonomy places the organism in Eukaryota, Metazoa, Chordata, Actinopteri, Carangiformes, Carangidae. Gene Ontology annotation, cellular component: plasma membrane. The coding region runs from base 13 to 1755 and encodes 580 amino acids. The record is from RefSeq and is a predicted model, not a curated record. Gene Ontology annotation, molecular function: guanyl-nucleotide exchange factor activity. Gene Ontology annotation, biological process: positive regulation of GTPase activity; Ras protein signal transduction. The transcript is spliced from 19 exons.
CCCUCUGUGAGCAUGUAUCGCAGGAACGGGCUCUCGGAUGGCACCAGCAUCAACUCAGUCACUUCAGAGGCCAGCAGCAGCUCUGACUCUCUGGAUGGACCCUGUGUGGACUACGCCAAGAGCUACGAUGCAGUCGUCUUCGAUGUGCUGAAGGUGACACCUGAGGAGUUUGCUAGCCAAAUCACCCUGAUGGAUGCACCAGUCUUCAGGGCGAUACAGCCAGAGGAGCUGGCCAGCUGUGGAUGGAAUGGAAAAGAGAAACACAGUUUGGCUCCAAAUGUGGUCGCAUUCACACGAAGGUUCAACCAGGUGAGCUUCUGGCUGGUGAGGGAAAUCUUAACUGCCCAGACGCUGAAGAUUCGUGCAGAGAUAUUGAGCCAUUUUGUUAAAAUCGCAAAGAAACUGUUGGAGUUGAACAACCUUCACUCUCUGGUGUCGGUGGUGUCUGCUCUGCAGAGCGCUCCCAUCUUCAGACUCAGCAAAACUUGGGCGCUGAUCAGUCGGAAAGACAAGGCCACAUUUGAGAAGCUGAACUAUCUGACGUCCAAGGAGGAGAACUACACCCGCAUGAGAGAAUACAUCCGCUCCCUGAAGAUGGUGCCCUGUAUUCCUUACCUCGGCAUCUACUUGUUGGACAUGAUCUACAUUGACUCAGCCUAUCCUGCAUCAGACAGUAUCAUAGAGACGGAGCAACGGACCAAUCAGAUGAACAACCUGCUGAGGGUCAUCUCUGACCUGCAGAUGUCAUGUAACUAUGAUCAUCUUGUGACUCUGCCACAUGUCCAGAAGUAUCUGCUGUCAGUUCGCUACAUAGAGGAACUCCAGAAGUUUGUGGAGGACGACAACUUCAAGUUGUCUCUGAAGAUUGAACCCGGCAACAGCUCCCCUCGCAUCGCCUCCUCUAAAGAAGACCUGGCAGGUCUGUCUGAGGUCUCUGCCUCUAUGAGGUACAACCGACGGCCUACCUGCCCCGAUGCCUCUGUGGGGGUUCACAUCCCCACCCCUCCCCCCUCCCACCACAGGAAGAGCCAUAGUCUGGGAAACAAUAUGAUGUGUCAGUACGGCAUGUCGGAGAGCAGGAGCGCCACGUUUCCCAUAGAGAAAGCACGACACCUGCUGGACGACAGCUUCUUAGAGUCUCAGAGCCCCGUCAGAAACGACCCACACAGCACAUCUGUGUCCAACGGCCUGUCAUUAGGCAGCAGUGAAAGCUCUUUUGGGGAGGAGCUGUCACCUGGAAUGGAAAGGGGCCGCAUGUAUGCUACACUGGGCCCCAACUGGAGGGUCCCGCUUCGCAACUCCCCCCGGAGCCGCAGCUAUGUUUACAGCUCCUCUGCUGCCAACUCCUGCUACGGCUGCAGCGAGGCCGGCGGUGUGACCAUCGAAGGGCCCCUGAGGAGGAAAACCAUGCUGAAGGAAGGACGGAAGCCCAAGUUGUCAUCGUGGACCAGGUUUUGGAUUUCUCUGUCUGGAUCAACGCUGACCUUCUAUGGGGCCAAAGCUCUGAGGGCCUCUGAGAGGAAACAUUACAAGUCCAACCCCUGCAAGAAGGUGUGUGUGACUGGAUGGAUGGUGGUGCUGCCAGACGACCCGGCCCGGCCCAACAUCUUCCAGCUCAAUGACCCAGACAAAGGUAAUGUUUACAAGUUCCAGACUGGAUCCAGGUUUUCGGCCAUCAUCUGGCACAAGAACCUGGAGGAGGCUUGUAGGAGCAGCAGACCUCAGAUACCAGCAAACCUCAUGUCAUUUGAAUGAGAGCGGACUUUAUCUGGGAGGGGGGGGGCAUCAUUGUGCCAAACCC